This is a messenger RNA of Cannabis sativa, 1203 nucleotides long. RefSeq lists its product as uncharacterized. The record is from RefSeq and is a predicted model, not a curated record. NCBI's taxonomy places the organism in Eukaryota, Viridiplantae, Streptophyta, Magnoliopsida, Rosales, Cannabaceae. The transcript has 8 exons. The coding region runs from base 358 to 843 and encodes 161 amino acids.
UGCACUAGGAGUAAAAUAGUAGAAAUUAGAUUGGAACACCCAAUUGAAAGCAUUGAAAGCACUGUUCAUUUCUUAUAAGUUUUCUAUUUGUUAAGGUCUACGUUUUCCCAUAGACAUUGGAACUAUUAGUGCUAGUGCUAGUGCUAGUGCUUGUGAAUGGAGAACCAGAGCAACACUUAAAGCUUGAAAUUGUUUCUGUUCUGAGUCCCAUUGCUAAGACCUCUCUGCAAGCCAAUCAGGGAACUUGACACAGAAGCCCAUCUUGUUUCGGACGUAUACCCGCUUGAAAGUCCUAAAGCUCAGCCAACUCCACUACCCUUGUUCCAAAGGACUGAGAUAGGUGUACAGUUAUAUGAAAUGGGGGAACCAUCGUUUUAUGAACGGAUGAUCAAUCAUCUCCGUGCAACAUCCAAGUAUUAUACUGGUUAUCCAAAGGAUCUUGGGCCAUCACGAGUUAUUGAUUUUACUUCAGAGCGUGACUUUGUUCAUCUUCUUCAUGAAGGUUAUCCAGUGGUUGCUGCUUUUACUAUCAGAUGUAAUCUUACUAGACAUUUGGACAAGGUACUGGAGGAAGCUGCAUCUGAGUUCUAUCCACAUGUAAAAUUUAUACGUGUUGAAUGUCCAAAAUAUCCGGGUUUCUGUAUUUCACGGCAGAAAACGGAGUAUCCAUUCAUUGAAAUAUUUCAUACUCCAGAGCAAGCACCAUCUAAUCAAGGAAGGAUUGUGGAUACAAAUAUUACAAAGUACUCGGUCAAAGUUAUUCCUUACAACUACGAUCUUAGUGCCUAUGGAUUUAGAGAGUUUUUCAAGCGCCACGGAAUAAGGUCAUCAGAUCCAAAGUGAGAGGAGAUUGGGAGGUGAAAUUCAAUUUGGUCAUUUGUUCCUUAAGGUUUGAUCAAUCUCGACUUUAUACACUGAAAGACAAUAAACUUUGGAACAGUGGUAAUAUUAUAUCUCUUUACUAAAGUUUACAUGGAGUUAGGCAUGUGUUUCAGAUUAGCCGUUUUUCUCUCGAAGAAGAACGAAUAUCAAAUUGUUUUAAAACAGAUGUAAUUUUAUCCAGUUUAAUUAAGAUCUAUCACGGGUUAUGAAAUUAAGCACUUGUGUGAGUGAGAAUUACAUUGCUCACAGUAUAUGGAUUUUAUCUUCGUUUAGUAUGGAGGAUGCUGAUUCCUAACUGGCACAGUUAUUGAUUUUAAUUAA